Sapajus apella (tufted capuchin) is the source of this 5022-nucleotide messenger RNA. RefSeq names its product forkhead box P4 (gene FOXP4). Gene Ontology annotation, cellular component: nucleus. The transcript is spliced from 18 exons. The coding region runs from base 1257 to 3323 and encodes 688 amino acids. The record is from RefSeq and is a predicted model, not a curated record. Gene Ontology annotation, molecular function: DNA-binding transcription repressor activity, RNA polymerase II-specific; RNA polymerase II cis-regulatory region sequence-specific DNA binding. Gene Ontology annotation, biological process: regulation of transcription by RNA polymerase II. Lineage: Eukaryota; Metazoa; Chordata; Mammalia; Primates; Cebidae.
ACCACCACUCUUAAAAAAAGCAAGUCACUCAGUAGUAAAUUGGUGUUAGAGCCGGGGCUAGACUCCAACUUCCAGGGUCAGGCUCUCAGCAGGGCCACCUCCUGCUAUCUCCCAGACUAGAUUAUAGGUUUCCAGAUAACUGGAAAGGAUAUCUUCUUACUUAAAUUCCAACCACCACGCUUGCUCUGGGUAUGGGCUACCUGUCGUCAUGCCCACCCGUGUGUCCCUUAAGAGCUGGGGCCGCAUCCCCACUCCAGCUGCGCGUGCAUGUGUACGCCCGGGAGCGCGCUGGGGGCUGCCCCGCCCCCCCUCCCCCGCGGGUAAACUCCAGGCAUCCAUCAGUCUGUUAAUUGCACUAAUUAGAGAUCGCGGAGGUGUUAAUUGGAAAACCCUGGUAUUGUGCCUGUUUGGGGAAGAAAACGUCAAUAAAAAUUAAUUGAUGAGUUGGCAGGGCGGGCGGCGCGGGUUCGCGGCGAGGCGCAGGGUGUCAUGGCAAAUGUUACGGCUCAGAUUAAGCGAUUGUUAAUUAAAAAGCGACGGUAAUUAAUACUUGCUACGCCAUAUGGGCCCGCGAAAAGGCACAAAAGGUUUCUCCGCGUGUGGGGCUCCCCUUCUCUUUUCUCCUUCCCCAAAAGCACCCCAGCCCGUGGGUCCCCCCUUUAGCCCCAGGGUAGGUGGCACUCGUCACUUCCGGCCAGGGAGGGGACCGGGCGGACUCCGGCAAGUUCCGAGGGCGUCCCUAGUUGCGCACCUCCCCGGCACAGGUUCUUUGAAGAGCCAGGAGCCUCAGGGGAAGUGGGAGCCCCCAGCGGCCCGCAGACUCCCCCAAAGCGGAAGAGGCGGCCGCGGGUUUGACCCAGCUUCCUUCCGACGGCAUCUGCAGGAGCCUCCGGGCCCGACUUAGGCUCCCAGGUGCGCUGACUCCCCCACGGGGAACGCUGAGGGAUGGCGGACUAGGUCCUGCCCAAGUACAAGACCUGAGCCUCAGACAAGUCCUGGAUCUGCCAGAAUAACUCGGCCUCCAGUGCUGUCUCCAUUUGCCCCCAACAUGUGUUACAGGGCACUGAUAAUCAAGGCCUCCUGGCAGCACCCCACCCCAUCCUGUCUCUAGCUGGCUGAGUGUCCCAGGCACCCAGAUCCUGCUCACCACAGUGAGUCUCGACACCCUGUGAAGAGGUGAGCAGGAGACAUGAGGCUGCUGGUGUGCUCGUCCUUGGACGGCAGGUGUCCCAGGGCAGAGUUCCCGCUAGAGCGACAUGAUGGUGGAAUCUGCCUCGGAGACAAUCAGGUCAGCUCCAUCCAGUCAGAAUGGCGUGGGCAGCCUCUCUGGGCAAGCUGAUGGCAGCGGCGGCGGCGGGGCCACAGGGACAACCGCAAGUGGCACGGGCAGGGACGUGACCACGGGCACAGACAGCAAUGGUGAGAUGAGCCCUGCGGAGCUACUACACUUCCAGCAGCAACAGGCUCUCCAGGUGGCCCGGCAGUUCCUGCUGCAGCAGGCCUCGGGCCUGAGCUCCCCAGGGAACAAUGACAGCAAACAGUCUGCCUCUGCUGUGCAGGUGCCCGUGUCAGUGGCCAUGAUGUCGCCGCAGAUGCUUACCCCGCAACAGAUGCAGCAGAUCCUGUCACCCCCACAGCUGCAGGCCUUGCUCCAGCAGCAGCAAGCCCUCAUGCUCCAGCAGCUGCAGGAGUACUACAAGAAGCAGCAGGAGCAGCUCCACCUGCAGCUCCUCACCCAGCAGCAGGCUGGGAAACCGCAGCCCAAAGAGGCGCUGGGGAACAAGCAGCUGGCCUUCCAGCAGCAGCUCCUGCAAAUGCAACAGUUGCAGCAGCAGCACCUGCUCAACCUGCAGAGGCAGGGGCUGGUCAGCCUGCAGCCCAGCCAAGCCUCGGGGCCCCUCCAGACCCUUCCGCAAGCCUCCCCUGUCUCUCCCACAGCAGCUGUCUGCCCAACAGACCUGCCCCAGUUGUGGAAGGGCGAGGGUGCCCCCGGGCAGCCUGCUGAGGACAGCGUCAAGCAGGAGGGGCUGGACCUCACUGGCACGGCCGCCACUGCUACCUCGUUCGCCGCCCCCCCCAAGGUCUCACCCUCCCUCUCCCACCAUACCCUGCCCAACGGACAGCCCACUGUGCUCACAUCUCGGAGAGACAGCUCUUCCCACGAGGAGACCCCUGGCUCCCACCCCCUGUAUGGACACGGAGAGUGCAAGUGGCCAGGCUGUGAGACCCUGUGUGAAGACCUGGGCCAGUUUAUCAAACACCUCAACACAGAGCACGCCCUGGAUGACCGGAGCACGGCCCAGUGUCGGGUACAGAUGCAGGUGGUGCAGCAGCUGGAGAUCCAGCUCGCCAAGGAGAGCGAGCGGCUGCAGGCCAUGAUGGCCCACCUGCACAUGCGGCCCUCGGAGCCCAAGCCCUUCAGCCAACCGCUGAACCCGGUCCCUGACUCCUCCUCAUUCUCCAAGGUGACCGUCUCUGCAGCAGACUCGUUCCCAGAUGGUCUUGUGCACCCCCCGACCUCGGCCGCAGCCCCUGUCACCCCCCUACGGCCCCCUGGCCUGGGCUCUGCCUCCCUGCAUGGUGGGGGCCCAGCCCGUCGGAGAAGCAGUGACAAGUUCUGCUCCCCCAUCUCCUCAGAGCUGGCCCAGAAUCAUGAGUUCUACAAGAACGCCGACGUCAGGCCCCCCUUCACCUACGCCUCCCUCAUCCGCCAGGCCAUCCUGGAAACCCCUGACAGGCAGCUGACCCUGAAUGAGAUCUAUAACUGGUUCACCAGGAUGUUCGCCUAUUUCCGCAGAAACACUGCCACCUGGAAGAAUGCCGUGCGCCACAACCUCAGCCUGCACAAGUGCUUCGUCCGUGUGGAGAACGUCAAGGGUGCCGUGUGGACUGUGGACGAGCGGGAAUAUCAGAAGCGGAGACCGCCAAAGAUGACAGGGAGCCCCACCCUGGUGAAGAACAUGAUCUCGGGCCUCAGCUAUGGAGCACUUAAUGCCAGCUACCAGGCCGCCCUGGCCGAGAGCAGCUUCCCCCUCCUCAACAGCCCCGGCAUGCUGAACCCUGGCUCCACCAGCAGCCUCCUGCCCCUCAGCCACGAUGACGUGGGCGCACCCCUGGAGCCUCUGUCCAGCAAUGGCAGCAGCAGCCCCCCUCGCCUCUCCCCACCCCAGUACAGCCACCAGGUGCAGGUGAAGGAGGAGCCAGCAGAGGCGGAGGAAGACAGGCAGCCCGGGCCUUCCCUGGGCGCCCCCAACCCCAGCGCCUCAGGGCCUCCGGAAGACAGGGACCUGGAGGAGGAGCUGCCGGGAGAAGAACUGUCCUAAGGGCAUGUAGGGACCCGAGGGGCUGGGGUGAGACCCUCCCAGAAUCCAGGCCCCACCUCCCCCCACUCCACAGCCCCUCCCGAGCCUCAAGGCACACGUCCAGGACUCAGAACGGGGGAGGCCCGGGCCAGCAGCUCCCAGUGUGACCUGACAAAAACACACAGGGGCAGGGGCGGUCCCCACCCCCAGGGAUACAACCCCUGGUCUGGGACCAGUAGAGGACACGGAGGGUUCAGACCCCUCCUCAGACCCUCCCCACAUCUGAAAUCGCCUACCCCCAACCACCAGCAGCAUCAGGGCCCUCCUCCCCCACCAGCUCUCCCCACAGGGCCCCUCAGCGCCAUGGAGACCCGCAGGCGGGGCUUAGCCACCCCUCUCAAACCCAGGGCCUCCUGGCACCUGGCUGUGGCCUCGUUUUCUGGCCAGAGGCCCCUGCUUACCUAAUUCCUUCUCCCUUCCACCUUCUUUUCCGUACUGUGAAGAAAGAACUCCACCCCUAGCUCCUACCUGCCCUGGCCUGGGUGGAGGAACUGCAGUUCCAGACCAUCCCAGAAGAAAUGGCCCCCUCCACUGCUGGGGUGGGACCAUCUGUAUGCCCUGUGGGGAUCUGUGCAAGCUGGCCCACCUGGCUCCAGCCCUGCCCCCAACCUGAGACAGAACCAGGCUGAGCCAGGCCUCUGCCCCGACCCCCACCCUCAUUUGCUGGGGGCUCCUCUAGCCACCCCAUAGUAAGAGGCCCAGUGCCCGUCUCACCCACAGAGGUCUGCCUGGUGCGCUCUGCAGGUGGAGCCAAGCUCCCCCUGAGGCCACAGGCGGGGCCUGGGCCAUUGGGAGCCCAGGGGGAGGCCAGGCUGGACCCCAGCUUCACACCCACAUCCAGCUUGCAGGCCCCUCUGCAGUCCUCCCACCUCCCUCAGCUCCCCUUCCUCUGCAUUCUCCCUCACCCUCCCUUGGCUCCCUUUCCCUGCACCCCCCUCUCCCCCCAAGUUAAACGGAUGACCAAAGACCUUUCUUAUGCCGGAAGCAAAAACCAAAACUUUUUGUUGGCUUUUUCCUUUGUCACCUCCCCAGCACCUGCCCUCCCAGUCUCCCGCCCUGGCCCCAGGCUGGAAGCCCUCCCUCCACUUAAGUUAUUGUUUUAAACCAAAGUUUACAGUGUCUGUUGGUGGCCAAGACCCUCUCCCUCCACCCCUCUUCCACCCAUCCGGAGGGCCCUGGGGCUCAGUGGAGGCUGGAGCCCUGCUCCCCUCCCCUCUACUCCUGCCCAGCCUGGGGGAAGGAGAAGGAGGAGAGGAGGUGGGCUCUCACACCCUCAGGAGUGGGCACAGGAGCCCUCCUCCCUGCCCCUGGGCUGCUUCCUGGGGGCUCUCCAGACCCCUCUCUAGGACCAAGUCACCCGUCGUGCUGGGAGUGUGGAUUCCAGCAAAAGAGCUGGAAAAAAAGUGAGACUCUCCACAGACCCCCUAUGGGGGACCCCAACUCAAGGCCAAGGACUGGGUGUGUCGGAUGCUCAUAACACCCCUGGCCUGGCCCCUUUGCUGAGAAGACUCCUUGGAUAUUUCCCAAGAAUCCCCCACAUGCACCCCUCACAAGCCACCCCUCCUGAGAGGCAGGGGGCCCUCUGCCCCCUACCCGUGUAUUCCCCACCUGUGUUCCGUUUGACCAGCACAGAAAUAUUAAACGUCCUCUAUUCACCUGG